Capra hircus (goat) is the source of this 3587-nucleotide messenger RNA. It is a transcript of the gene EGF, whose product is annotated as epidermal growth factor. The record is from RefSeq and is a predicted model, not a curated record. Gene Ontology annotation, molecular function: calcium ion binding. NCBI's taxonomy places the organism in Eukaryota, Metazoa, Chordata, Mammalia, Artiodactyla, Bovidae.
AUGCUGCAUUUCCUUGUCAUUGUGUUGCUGGUAGUUUUCAAAUUUAGUUUUGUUAGCCUCUUGGCCCUGCUGCACUGGAACUGUCCUGAAGGCUCUCCCUCUGGAAAUGGGAAUUCUACUUGUGCAGGUCUUGUGCCCUUCUUAAUUUUCUCCCAUGGAAAUAGUAUCUUUAGGAUUGACUUGGAAGGAAUGAAUUACGAACAGUUGGUGGCAGAUGCUGGCGUAUCAGUGAUCACGGAUUUUUGUUACAAUGAAGAAAGAAUCUAUUGGGUUGAUCUACAAAGACAACUCUUGCAAGAAGGCAAGAGGUAAAGUACCGUUUCCUAUAUAAAUAAAAAUGUUUCAGGAAUGGCAAUAAAUUGGAUCAAUGAAGAACUGAUUAGGUCAAAUCAACAGGAAGGAAUCAUUACAGUAACUGAUAUGAAAGGAAACAAUUCCUGGGUUCUCUUAAGUGCCUUAAAAUAGCCUACAAAUACAGCAAUUGAUCCAGUAGCAAGGUUUAUGUUUUGGUCUUCAAAGGUGGCUGGCAGCCUUCACAGAGCAGCUCUUGGUGGUAUGGAAGUGAAGCUUCUGUUAGAGACAUCAGGGAAAAUAGCUGUAUCAUUGGAUGAGCUUGAUAAGCGGCUCUUUUGGAUUCAGUACCACAGAGAAGGAGGUGAUCCUUGUAUUUGUUCCUGUGAUUAUGACGGUUCUGUCCUUUUUAGCAAAUACCCCCUGUGGCACAACCUGCUUGCAGCCUCCCUCUUUGGUGAUCGUAUCUUCUAUUCAACAUGGAAAAAGAAGACAAUCUGGAUAGCUAACAAGCACACAGGGAAGGAUAUGGUUAAAAUCACCCUCAACUCGUCAUUUGUGCCACCCAGUGGAAUUAAAGUGGUUCAUCCACUCGUACAGCCCAAGGCAGAGGGUGAUGCUUGGGCAUCUGCUAUUGCGAAUAAUGCUGCUAAAAAUUUGAAGAACUUUUCCAAUCAGGUAUAUGAUUUCCCCGAGGAGCAUCUUUUAUUAAAAAAGAUCAGAAACUGCAAAGUGAAGAAAGGUAACUGCAGCCGCAGCAUGUGUGAGCAAGAGCCUAAGUCCCAAGUGUGCAUGUGUGCCACUUUAAGCCAAGAUGGAAAGAACUGUGAAGAUGUCAGUGAGUGUGCUUCUCGGAAUCAUGGCUACACAGAGGACUGUGAAAAUAUCCCUGUUUUUAUUCUUAUAUACUUUGCCCAUACAGUCCUGAAGUGGAUAGAAAGAGCUAAUAUGGAUGGUUCCCAGCGAGAAAGGCUUAUCGAGGAAGAAGUAGGUUUAGCAGAAGGUCUUGCUGUUGACUGGAUUGGCCGUAAACUCUACUGGACAGACAGAGGGAAAUCUCUCAUUGAAGGGAGUGAUUUAAAUGGAAAGUAUCAUGAAAUAAUCAUUAAGAAGGGCAUCUCUCAGCCACGAGGAAUUGCUGUUCAUCCAAUGGCCAAGAGAUUAUUCUGGACUGACAUGGGAAUUAAUCCAUGAAUUGAAAGUUCUUCUCUUCAAGGCAGUGGCUGACUGGUUAUAGCUAGCUCGGAUCUGGUCUGGCCCAGUGGAAUAGCAAUUAAUUACUUAACUGACGAGUUGUAUUGGUGCAAUGCCAAGCAGUCUGUGAUUGAAAUGUCCAAUCUGGAUGGCUUGAAAUGCCAAAGACUUGCCCAGAAGGAUGUAGGUCACCCAUUUUCUGUGGCUAUGUUUGAGGAUCCUGUGUGGUUCUCUGAUUGGAGUAAGGACAAACAGAUAAUAAGGACGAACAAGAGAACUGGCAAAAAUAGUGUACGUCUCCAAGGCAGCAUGGUGAAGCCCUCAUCUCUGGUUGUAGUUCAUCCAUUGGCAAAACCAGGAGCAGAUCCCUGCUUACAUCGAAAUGGAGGCUGUGAACAUAUUUGCAAAGAGAGAUUUGGAACUGCUCAGUGUUUGUGUCGUGAAGGUUUUGUGAAAGCUCCAGAUGGAAAAAUGUGUCUGGCUCUCGAUGGCCAUCGGAUAUUGGCAGAUAAUAUGACAAAUUCCAAUCUGAGUAGUGAAGUUGCACCAUUGGACGUCUUAGCCGGCAGCAGAGAGCUUGACUAUAACAUAGAGUCUCAGCACCUGCUAGUGGCCGAGAUCAUGGUGUCAGAUGAGCACGUUUACAGUGAAAAGACAGAAGAUAGUUUAUAUCCUGCUGUGAUAAUAAAGACUGAUGCCAUGGGAUGCAGUACACGGGCUGAGUGUGUUUUAGAGGGAGCGGAUGUCACAUGUCAGAGUUUGAAAGGAUUUGCUGGAGAUGGAAAACAAUGUUCCUAUGUAGAUGAAUGUGAGAUGGGUCUCUUAGUUUGCCCUCCCACCUCCUCCAAGUGUGUCAGUACAGAAGGUGGCUAUGUCUGCCAGUGCUCAGAAGGCUACCAGGGAGAUGGAAUCCACUGUCUGGAUAUUGAUGAGUGCCGACUGGGUGUGCACAGCUGUGGGGAAAAUGCCACCUGAACAAAUAUGGAGGGAAACUACACUUGCACGUUUGCUGGCGACUUGUCUGAGCCUGGACAGGUUUGCCCUGUCUCUACUCCGCCGUCUCACCUUGGGAAGAAUGGACACAAUUUUUUGAAAAAUCGUUUCCCUGAAUGUUCCCCGAAUUUUGAAGGGUACUGCCUCAGUGGUGGUAUCUGUGUAUAUUUUGGCAUUGCCAACCUGUUCUCCUAUUUUCCCAGAGCACAGAGUGCCUCACUUCUGCUCUUCACCCGGCACUCCUUCCAGGGGGUGCUGAAGGACUCAGAAGUGGCUAUUAAAAAUCCAAAGAAUCCUUGUGAAGAACUGAGAGGAGAUGUGAUCUGUAGCAGGCCUGCAGAUGGCGAGGCUGGGAUGCCUUCUUGCCCCCAACCUUGGUUCGUGGUUGUAAAGGAACAUUGAAACCUUGGAAAUGGGAGUCCACCCAAGGCCCUCAAGGAAGGCCUGGCAGCAGAUUUUGGCCAGUUUUCCCCCCUGGAUCCUGAGUCCUUGGAACAGUCAUCUUGGAGAAUGGAGCCCCAGAUGCAUAUGGGCACAGAACACGGAAGCUGUAUUGCAUCAUCCAAUGAUAGAGGCUCCGGUGACCAGGGGAUGAAGUGUAGCUUUCAUCUUGUCUCUGAAGGGGCAUGGCCCAGUGCUGAGGGGACUGAGAAAUCCUGUCCUCUCCCAUCAGCUCACCCUUUGUGGCAACAAAGAUCUCCACACCAAAUGGAGCUGAUUCAGUGAAAACUUGAAUUAAAAGUAAGAUCAUGAGGAAUAAACUGUGUUGAUGGAUGGUAAUACUUCAUUUUAAAAGUAGAGGAAAAAUACAGAUUUUCCAUUUAUAAUCUCUACAACAAAUCACCUACUCAGUGUUGAAGGCAAAUAUAUAUUGUGUGUUUGCUUCUUCCUUCAAGUAGUCUUAUUGCAGACUUUCCAGUAAACUAGAGAAUUAUUUGGUAUCUCAUUAGACACCAAAAUGGAGAAAAUAGUACUUUAUAAAUUGUGUUCAAGUGUUCAAUAAUCCUGAAUUUUUUUCCUUCCCAGAAGAAAUCUGGGGUUAAAGCAAUCAAUCAUACUGGUUUGGUCAGUUAUAAUUUCUUUUAUUUGGACAGAAUAUUUAGCUCAAU